Messenger RNA from Poecilia latipinna (sailfin molly), 1457 nucleotides. Its product is annotated as nuclear factor 7, ovary-like. Gene Ontology annotation, molecular function: protein binding; zinc ion binding. The annotation marks the transcript as partial. NCBI's taxonomy places the organism in Eukaryota, Metazoa, Chordata, Actinopteri, Cyprinodontiformes, Poeciliidae. The transcript has a single exon. The record is from RefSeq and is a predicted model, not a curated record.
GCUGAGACGCCAUUACAGGGUCAGAGUUUUAACUGAAACACAAAGGUUUAAUCUAAAGAGAAAGAAGAAACUUUGACUGGGUGAGUUCUGGGACUGAGAGAUUUCUGUAGAAAAUGGCAGAAAAUACUGUGGUUCUUGAAAGUUACCUGAGCUGCCAUGUUUGUUCAGAGACUUUCAGAGAUCCUGUGUCUCUGAGCUGCAACCACAGCUUCUGUUCAAGCUGCCUGCAGAAAUUCUGGGAACAAACUGGAAACAAGAACUGUCCCAUCUGUAAAAGAAGAUCAUCAAAGGUGAUUCUGCAGGUAAAUUUUGGACUGAAGGAACUGGCUGAUUCUUUUACUGGAAGACAGAAAUCUGGAUCAUCUCAGAGAGAAAAAGGAGAAAAGCAGCUGAUGGUCUGCAGUGAACACCAAGAAGCCACUAAACUGUUCUGUAAAGACGAGCAGAGAGCUGUGUGUCCUGUCUGUGAGUUUUCUCUCCACCAGAGUCACAAAGUGGUUCCUAUAGAAGAAGCAGUCAGUGAGCUGAAGGAGCAGCUGAAAUCUGACUUAAAGUCUCUGCAGGACAAGAGGAACAAACACAAACAAGUGGAGAAAACAUACGAUGAUGUGAUUCAACACUCCAAGAAGCAGGUGUUGUCCACAGAGAGACAGAUCAGAGCAGAGUUCAACAAGCUCCACCAGUUCCUGAAAGAGGAAGAGGAGUCCAGACUGGCAGCUCUGAGGGAGGAAGAGGAGCAGAAGAGGAAGACUAUCAUGAGAGAGAUGAAGAGGAUUGAGGAGCAGAUCUCCUCUCUAUCAGACAGCAUCUCUGCUGUUGAAGAAGAGCUGCAGAAAGACAACAUGUCGUUCCUCAGCAGUUAUGAAGCCACUCAAAGCAGAGCCAGAGGUCAGAGGUCACUGCCAGUUUCACAGCUGGUCUCAGGAGCUCUGAUAGAUGUGGCCAAACACCUGGGCAACCUGUCCUUCAGAGUCUGGGAGAAGAUGAAGGACCAGGUGAAGUUCAGUCCCUUCAUUCUGGACCCAAACACAGCAAGUAGAUGGAUCCAUCUGUCUGAUGAUCUGACCAGUUUGAGGAAUGGAGACACAGAGCAGCAGCUUCCUGAUAAUCCAGAGAGAAACACCAGGUACUGCAACAUUUUUGGUUCUGAGGGCUUCAGCUCAGGGAAACACAGCUGGGAGGUUGAGGUGACAGAUCAUCCUGACUGGACUAUUGGUUUGGUUAAAGAGUCUGUUGACAGGAAGGGAGAGUUCAAGGAUGCAGUUUCAUAUGGAAUCUGGUGUUUAUCUUAUUUUGAAGGAAAAUACACUGAUUAUGGUAAGAUUCUCAAAGUGAAGAAGAAUCUACAGAGGAUCAGAGUCCAGCUGGACUAUGACAUGGGGGACGUGUCCUUCUACGACUCUGAAGACAUGACUCUCAUCUGCACCUACAGAGACACUUUCACUGAGAAACUCUUC